This is a messenger RNA of Gordionus sp. m RMFG-2023, 3229 nucleotides long. Its product is annotated as single-stranded DNA-binding protein 3-like. Gene Ontology annotation, biological process: positive regulation of transcription by RNA polymerase II. Gene Ontology annotation, cellular component: nucleus. The record is from RefSeq and is a predicted model, not a curated record. The transcript has 19 exons. Gene Ontology annotation, molecular function: protein binding; single-stranded DNA binding. Bases 188 to 2107 code for a protein of 639 amino acids. Lineage: Eukaryota; Metazoa; Nematomorpha; Gordioida; Chordodea; Parachordodidae.
AAGCAAAAUGAAGAAUUUGGAUGGUGAUAAAUUUUACAAAGUCCCAAAGCUAAAAAAAUUAUCUUGAAAUUUCAUUGCAAACACAUCCCUAUCAUUUAUAUUCGAUAUUCAUUGGUAAAUUAUUCCAAAAAAAAUCUAUUAUAUAGCAAAAAAAAAUGUCAAAAAAUCCCAAUAAUCCUAUGAAUUCAUGAUGUAUUCAAAAGGUAAAGGCAACAAUGUGCCCUCCGAUGCUCAGGCUAGAGAAAAAUUGGCUCUAUACGUUUACGAAUAUUUAUUGCAUGUUGGCGCCCAGAAAGCAGCUCAAACAUUCCUUUCCGAAAUUCGCUGGGAAAAAAAUAUCACUUUGGGCGAACCUCCAGGGUUCCUGCACUCUUGGUGGUGCGUAUUUUGGGAUUUGUAUUGCGCUGCUCCAGAAAGAAGAGAAUCAUGCGAACAUAGUAGCGAAGCUAAAGCUUUCCACGAUUACGGUUUCGUAAAUUCUGGCUACCCUAUCAACGGCAUUACACACAACCCUAACACUCCUAGUCCAUUAGGCCCGAUAGCGCACAAUGACUUAGGGCCAUCAGGACCUAUGCCUCCCGCCUUUUUUCCGAAUUCGUCUCUUAGGCCAUCUCCGCCUCAUCAUUCGUCAUCACAACCUUCGCCUUUGAAUCCACAAGGUCCACCAAUGGGUCCAAAUCAAAUUAUGUCACAAAAUCAAAACUACAUGUCCCCUCGUUACGCGGGUGGUCGUGGUUUACCCCUAAGAAUGCCAUCUAAUGAAUUCAACCAUCCACCAAAUUCAGUCGUGGGUCACCCUCUAAUGAACAACAUUGACCCGAGACAAAUGCAACCUAGAAUGAGUCCUCCAAAUAAUAUGACAAGAGUUCCACUAGGCUCUAGGACACCUUUGGGUCACAUGACUCCACCAAACUAUUGUUCUCCUAUGAGAAUGGAAAGAAUGCCUCCUCAUGGUUCGGGACCAAGAUGGCAAAACAACAACAAUACCUCAUCGAUUAAUAACUAUUCCGCAUCAAAUUCGCCAAUGGGAUUUCACGGUUCAGGUGGGAAUCUUAUGCCUAGCCCACAAGAUGGGAAUCCCCCUGACAUGAAUUUCCCUCCAUCAAUGAUGAAAUCAAUGCCAAUGGGGAAUCCACCUUUACAAUACCUUAAUGGGCCAGGUCCCGGUAUGCAUAACAUGAACCCGAACGGGGGCGGAAACAAUGGUAAUGCUAUGAUUCAUCACCAUAAUCAACAUCCACAAUCGCAUCACAAUAUGCACCAGCAACCUCAACACAACCCUAAUAAUCCACCUCAUCAAAUGCAUCUGGCAAUGAUGGAAUCUCAUCCCCCACUCCAUCUUAAUAUGCCAUCUAACUUAAAUAUACCACCUAUGCCCAUCAAUAACAAUGGUAACAAUGCGUCACAUCAUUUAUCCAACGAUUUAAACAGCAUCGGCAACCCUAACAAUAAUAAUCCUAACAUGAUAAUGGACCAACAUCCCAACAUGAUGGGCUCUCAACAAUUGCCAUCCAUGGCUAAUAUGCACUCCGGCAAUAAUAGAGGACCCAUGGGGAACAUAGGUAACAUGAAAUCGUCCCCUGGCAUGAUUCAUUCCUCUGCUAAUAUGAUAGGAAAUAUCCAACAACUUUCCAAUUUAUCAAAUAAUGGCUCUAACAACAGCAACAAUCAAGAUAACAAUCCUUCGCUCACGUCACCUGCUAAUCUCGGCUCCGCUAAUAAUGGUGGCGGAGGUCCCAACCUAAUGCACAAUAUAAACGUCCCUUCGAAUAGUUCUCAACAAGGUUGUGGGCCUGGUUCUUCCUCUUCUGCCAACGAUUGGAUGUCACCUCCUAAUAAUAGUAAUAAUAACCCUAACCUGAACAGCAAUAACAACCUAAUGGUUAACAAUAAUGCCAACAAUGGAAAUAACGGGAAUAAGCCCCAAUCCAUAUGUUCAUCUCAGUCGGGUUCUUCUCAGCAAAAUGUGUUCGGGAUAAAGGAUGAUCAGAAUGAAUCUGCAGCCAUUCUAAAAAUCAAGGAGAGUAUGCAAGAAGAAGCCAAAUUAUUCGAAAAAGGUCCUUUAUCCCAACAAGAUCACCAACAAAAUGAUUAUUUUAUGCAAUGAUAGUUAUAGACCUAUCCCAUUCGUCACCAUUAUCAGCCUGACACAUUAUUUGUGUUGGUGCGAUAAACUUAGAUUUACAAACUUAAUCUUAAUAAAUCUCAUCUUAUAAUUUUUUAUUUAUUUUUAAGAAUUUUAAAAACUCUGUUUAAAAAAAUAUGAGGUGGUUUAAAUUGUCACAACUUAAUAUCAUGGUGGAUAAAUGAUUUUUAUACAUUAAAACGAAUAAUGCACAUAUUACCGACAAAAUUUUCAUCACAUAUCAAAAUGUUCCCAUGAUUAGAUUUAUUUUAAAAAAGGAAGCUUAAACAAAGUUUUUUUAAAUUUAAUUUCUUAAAGCGAUUUAACUUUUUUAAUAUCACGUGAUAAUAAAGGACAAUUGGUCAAUAAAUUUCAGUGGUGAAUUUGGUAUUUGGUCGGUCUUAUUGUCCAGAUUACGCCUUCUUCAAUUUUUAUUAGUUAACUCAUGGCACCUGAAAUUUUUAAAUAUAUCAAAGAUAAGGAGUUAAAGUUGUACAAAACUCGCAUAUAAAACAAAAAUCAUGUUUUAUAAUUUAUUUAUAAUUUUUGUACAAUAAGUUAAAUUUACUCUUUUUUUUGUAAUUGAUUUGAUUAUUUUAUUUAUCAUUGCGACUAUUUAUCCUGAUUACGUAUCAGUAGGUUUUUUAUCAAUAUUUUUUUUAAUUAUUUUGAUCUCAAACGAAAUAAGUUAACCUUUUUAAAAAAAUAAGCUUUAGAUAUUUAUCUUAAAGUUUUAAAAAAGUUAAAUUAUAAUUAUUCUUUUAAAAACCGUUUAUUGUAAAACACCAAUUUAAUAAAAUAAAUAAAUACGUGAAUGCAUCAAAAGACAACCUCUAACCUUAAUCAGUUUUACUAUAAUUAUAUUGAUUAAAAUUCAUAUACCUAUUAAACCUUUAAAAUAUUCACAACCAAAUUAUGGCUAAAUUACGAAAAAAUAAUUACUCUUUAUUGGUGCCUUUUUAAAAAUUUUUUUAUUUUUAUCAUUUCAAAUUUAUUAUUCACAAUUAUAAACUCAUAUUUUUCGACUUAUUUAUUGAUAACUAUAAUAACAUUGUAAAACUACCCCCUUUCCCCCAAAAAGCAAACUUUUUUUUUUAUUUUGUC